Molecule: messenger RNA, 3447 nt
Organism: Colletotrichum paranaense
Lineage: Eukaryota; Fungi; Ascomycota; Sordariomycetes; Glomerellales; Glomerellaceae
Product: HET domain-containing protein
Exons: 6
Coding region: 1-3447 (1148 amino acids)
Biological process (GO): purine nucleobase biosynthetic process
Molecular function (GO): phosphoribosylamine-glycine ligase activity; ATP binding; metal ion binding
Source: RefSeq, a predicted model, not a curated record
AUGGAACGGAACAGCACGUAUCGAUAUCAAUCUCUGCCACCGAUUGCGGAAGAGGGUCGCACACCGUCCUUCACCCGACUCCUCUUCCUGUACCCAGGCUCGGGAGAGGACCCCUUUGGAGCGCAUCUAGAAAUUGUCGACAUCGAGCAUGCGCCUCCCUACGAAGCUUUGUCUUACACGUGGGGAAAACCGACGGAACAGCCGAGAGACUACAUCUGGAUGCAAGGCUGUCCUAUGCCUAUCAGGCCAAAUCUAGAAGAUGCUCUGCGCUCUCUACGCUUGCCGAACCAGGUGCGAAGGCUGUGGGUCGAUGCGCUCUGCAUCGAUCAGUCUGACCUGGACGAGCGUGCUCGGCAGGUCCAGUACAUGAGGCUGGUCUACAAACACGCUGCCCGCGUUAUCGUAUGGCUCGGUCUCAAGACUUCCGGGACACAUGAAGCGUUCCAGGCCGCGGAACGGCUCGCAAGAAUCAGAGAACUUACUCAUCCAGCGGCUACUGGACCUAACGGUGGGCAAAUCGACCCCGGCACAGUCCAGGGCCUGAUGAGCAGCAUGCUCGAAGACCUACCGGAGACAUGCAUGAUCCACCUGGACGAAGUCUUUGAACGCCAGUACUUCAGCCGUUGCUGGUGUGUGCAGGAGGUGGUGGCAUCUUCAAGGGCGAUUGCCAAGAUUGAGGACCUGGAAAUGUCGUUUUUCGACUUGAUCGCCUCAUUGAUUGUGCUCGCGGGUUGGAAAAGCGAGAUCCUCAUCGACCGACCCUACCAGUUAUGGAAUUUGAUCCUCAUGCGACGGCAACCCAACAGUUUUCUCGGCCAGCCCGAGGUCGAGGGCUCGAUUGGCUCGUUUCUUGCACUUCUGGAGCUGACGCGAACAUUGCAAGCGACGGAUGACCGAGACAAGGUGUUUUCCCUCCUCGGUAUCUGCGACGAGGGGCUGAACCCUGUGCUGGCGUUGACGCAGGUCUUUGACAACAAUGACAGUUGGCGCAUUCGGUUAAUUCGUCGAGGCUUGACACGGGUCAAUCAUUUCGUCAAUGGUCUUGCUCCGGAUCUCAACUUUGGUCGGCCGAGAGCUUUGCGACCAGAUUACAAAAGGGAGACCGUGCUGGUGUACUGCGAUCUUACGAGGUUCCUCUUGCGCAAACAGCCUCGGAUUCUAGACGUCCUUGACCACGUACAACAUAACGAGGACCCAGGCAUCGGUGACUAUCCGUCCUGGGUUCCAAAGUGGUUUGACCCAAGGACAUGUUCCGUCUUCAAGGGAGCCUAUCUCGCUGGCUUUUGCGAUGGGCAUUUCCGUUAUUUUGCCGAGCUUCACGAUAUUCCGGUCCGCAACGAUCCCGUGCGGCCAAAGGUUCUGUCUAUAGAUGGGUAUCAUGUUGAUGUGGUAUCGAAAACGACCGAAACACUUGCGUUUGGAUUUGGGGCUCGUGCUACUGCGGAAGCUAUUGUGAGAGCUUGGGAGCAGCUUUUCGACAUACCGAUCGCCCCCAGAUGCGGAAGAAAGUAUCGCGAUAACAUUCUACUGGAUGUGGUAUUCUGUAAAGCCAUCUUGGCUGGUGCUCUGGGUUCCAUCAUUGGCUAUAGUCACCUCCUUACUAGGAAUCAGGGAGGAUUGAACCCUCUCUUCGACGAUCGUACCCAUAAACCUCACGCUGAGCUCGACCGAGAGGCUCAAGACUUGGCGGAGACAUUCCUUACCCAGAUGGCUGAGUUCGGUCUCCCGCCAACGGCGACGGAAUUCGGGAACCCGGAUCGAGAGGACAAGCUGCAGGUCUUUGGAGCAGGGGCGCGUACCUACUCGAAUAACCGAAAGGUAUUUGCGACCCGUGAUGGCCGUGUGGGCAUCGGGCCCAAGAUGAUGCAGCCUGGGGACGAGGUCGUCGUUCUUUUUGGGGGCCGGAUGCCCUUCAUUGCACGACAGAGGGGUGAUCACCGACUGCUAGUUGGGAGCUGCUACUUGGUUGACGAAGAGCUGAUGUGGGGGAAGGUGACCGAGAAACAACAUUUCUUUCCUGCACACUGCGAAAUUUGCUGUCGGAUGACUUUCCGAAUGCAAGCCUCCACAUCAUCUGAUAGUAAAGAUUGUCACCAAAAGCUCGAGGUCAGCAUAACAGUUACGAAGCACCCGAAAAUGAAGAUUCUCCUGAUCGGAAAAGGCGGUCGCGAACAUGCCCUUGCAUGGAAACUCACUCGAUCGCAAUCAGUAGAGCAUGUCUACGUUUUGCCGGGCAAUGUUGGCACCGGAACCUUGACGAAAGCCUCGAAUUGCCGCGAAAUAGCCCUUGACGACUAUGGUGGCCUCGUGAAGCUGUCAAAGAGGCUUGAAAUCGACCUUGUCAUCAUCGGCCCAGACGACGCUGUUGUUGGGGGCAUGGGAGAUCACUUUCGGAGCAAUGGAAUCCGUUGCUUUGCCCCAAGUAAGAGAGCGGCCAUCAUCGAAGGCUCCAAGGACUUUGCAAAGGACUUCAUGUGCAGACGCAAGAUUCCGACCGCAUGCUACGAAACCUUUGACAAGGCUGACUGCGACAAGGCCAAGGCGUAUGUACGAAGGUUGGGCCGUAGAGUGGUCAUCAAGGUGGACGGCCUUGCAGCAGGAAAGGGUGUCAUCCUUCCCGAGACGACCGUAGAGGCGGAGCAAGCCCUCGAGGACAUCAUGCUCAAGGACAAGUUCGGUGGUGCUAGCGAGAUGGUGAUUAUUGAGGAGUACCUCGAGGGUUACGAAAUUAGCGUCCUCACCUUCACUGAUGGAACAUCGAUUCUCUCUCUGCCGCCGGGCCAAGACCACAAGCGCGCUCUUGACGGCGAUGAGGGACUGAAUACCGGCGGUAUGGGCGUGUAUUCGCCUGUUCCCUCCGUGACUGAGGAGCAGAUGGCCGACAUUGAAGAAAAGAUCAUCUUGCCGACUAUUGUUGGCCUUGAGUUAGAAAGGAGACCUUUCAACGGCAUGCUCUUCACGGGGGUAAUGAUGACGUCCACAGGCCCCAAAGUGCUUGAGUACAACGCGCGUUUCGGCGACCCAGAGACGCAGAGCAUGGUACUUGUCCUGCCAGACGAGGCUUUGCCAGAAAUCAUUCUCGCUUGUGUAGAGGACAGGCUGGGUGACAUCGAGCUGAAAACACUUGCAGGUUUUGCCUGCAAUAUUACUGUUGCGGCUAAGGGCUAUCCAGAAUCAUACAGGGAAGGGGAUCUUAUCCGAAUAGAACCUACCUCUGAAGGUGUACAUGUCUUCCACGCCGGAACUGAUCAGGUCGACGAUAAAUUAUUCACGGCAGGCGGUCGUGUCCUGUCCGUUGCCGCGACGGGUGAAACCCUUGAGGAAGCAGUAUCGGCUGCUUACAAGGGGGUUGAAAGUGUUCAUUUUGAGGGCAUGUUCUACCGCAAGGAUGUUGCGAUGCGCUCGCUGAAGCUCGCUCCGGGAAGGGCCGAGGAUGGUCCUCACUAG